GUGGGCUCAGCCAUGUCUGCGAUGGUCUUGUCUGACACCCAUCUGUUGGGUCGUCUUCGUGGCCAUUGGUUUGAUAGACUUCGUCGUGAGUGGCAAAUGAGGCGCUCCUUCCAGACAUCACUUCAAUUGUUUUCGCCACAAAUGGUCAUCAUUUUGGGCGAUGUCUUCGAUGAGGGGCAGUGGGCUUCCGAUGAAGACUUCGACACAUAUGUCCAGCGCUUCCAUCAUAUGUUUGCCAUCGACUCACUCAAGACUAAACUGAUUGUCGUUGUGGGCAAUCAUGACAUUGGUUUCCAUUACUGGACGGAUCGAUAUCUACGGCGACGCUUUGAACAGGCCUUCAAUACAUCGGAUGUGGAUCUGAUUGAAGCGCCAAAUGGUGUCCACUUCGUGACAAUCAACUCGAUAGCACUGGAAGGGGAUAACUGCUACUUAUGUGUCGGUGCCGUUCAAAAGCUCACAGAAAUUGGAGAUGAAUUGAAAGCGCGAAACAUAUCACCCGUUGUUUUGAUGCAUUUCCCACUGUUUCGAGAAAGUGAUGCCAUUUGUGUUGAAUCCGAUUCUCUCUCUAAUGAUCAGAAGAAUAACAAAAAUAAGGAGAGAAUUGAUUGUCUGUCGAAAGAGUCGACAGAUUUGGUGUUAGAAGUACUGAAUCCCAAACUGGUACUCACCGGUCACUCCCAUCACAGUUGUGUAGUCACUCACGAGUCGGGCAAAGGGGUGACAGCGAAGGUGACUGAGUGGACAGUGGCCUCAUUCAGUUGGCGCAACAACAAGAGUCCGAGCUUUCUGUUGGUGUCACUCACUCCCGAUGACUACUCCAUCCACAAGUGCUUCCUUCCCAAUGAGAACAUUGUUUUUCUCAUUUACGCCAUUAGUCUCUUAGUUAUGAUUUGUGUCAAUAUUCGCACCAUUUUUGUCAAUUACUACACCAAAUAUAAGUCUAACUAAUGAUAACUAACUCAGAGUCAAUUAUCUGUACACCAAUUGUAGCUGUUUUUAAAACUUACUUAUUUUUAGAUAUUUAUACCAAUUAUUACACAAUUUGACAAAUAAAAUCAAUGUUUAUUAUAGGCCUAAAAAUGAUGCACUUUAUGCUACUGUUCAGCCGUCAGGGAAAGCUUCGGCUCCAGAAGUGGUUCGCCGCACAACCCGAUAAGUCUAAGAAGAAGAUCACCCGAGAGUUGGUCACUAUUAUCCUCUCACGUAAGCCAAAGCUCUGCUCUUUCCUCGAGUGGAAAGAUCUUAAGAUAGUCUACAAAAGAUAUGCGAGUCUUUACUUCUGCUGCGCUAUCGAGCAAACAGACAACGAAUUGUUGACAUUAGAGAUAAUCCAUCGUUACGUCGAACUCUUGGAUAAAUACUUCGGAAGUGUGUGCGAAUUGGACAUAAUCUUCAACUUCGAGAAGGCGUACUUCAUUUUGGAUGAGCUUCUAAUCGGUGGUGAGAUUCAGGAGACGAGCAAAAAGAAUGUGUUGAAAGCGAUCGCCGCCCAAGACCUGCUCCAAGAGGAGGAAACCCCUCAGGGAUUCUUCGAAGACCACGGAUUGGGUUAAAGGAACUACAGUUUGCUUUUAAACCAUUUUUGACACUUUUGGUGCACACAUUCGGCAACUCUUUAUUUAUUGAAAUCCGUAUUAAAUAUCAUUAAAUAUUAUAUUUUCGUUUUAUUUUAUAGUUCAGGC
Oppiella nova is the source of this 1685-nucleotide messenger RNA. The record is from the annotation of a GenBank genome assembly. Lineage: Eukaryota; Metazoa; Arthropoda; Arachnida; Sarcoptiformes; Oppiidae.